Messenger RNA from Daldinia vernicosa, 1833 nucleotides. RefSeq lists its product as uncharacterized. Gene Ontology annotation, cellular component: mitochondrion. The coding region runs from base 1 to 1833 and encodes 610 amino acids. Gene Ontology annotation, biological process: FMN biosynthetic process; riboflavin biosynthetic process. The record is from RefSeq and is a predicted model, not a curated record. NCBI's taxonomy places the organism in Eukaryota, Fungi, Ascomycota, Sordariomycetes, Xylariales, Hypoxylaceae. The transcript has a single exon. Gene Ontology annotation, molecular function: riboflavin kinase activity.
AUGGAUCAAUCAUCUACAACAACUAUCAGAAGGAAGCCUGUCCCAUCGGCUAACCCACAUUCACAACCACCUCCUCCGUAUCCGGGUGAUAUCCUUGACGAUCUCCUUGAUGAUUAUCUGGAACCAACUAAACUACCAAGUCCUCACCAGCACCACCAGCACCACCAGCACCACCAGCACCCCGUGCUAUCAACUGAAACCAAGGAAUUGAAACUGGAUAUUAGUCCUGCCGCCCCCCCAACCCUCCCUCCAAGGCAAUUAUCCAUUCCCCUUGUUUCUAGCCCUUCAGAAAUCUCACUUAACUCCGGCGUCUCAACACCAGAUACUUCUAAUCUCGGCAAUUCGAUAUGGAAGGCGGCUGUCAAUGAGACCAUCUACUUUGCCGGUGGACUUAUAUCCCAUCCAUUCGAAUCAACUAAGCAUUAUAGUAUUCUCCGCCAUUCGGCUGGGGUUAUCCUUUACCGAGGACCAUCUACGAGUGUCGCCAUAACCAUUUUCGCAGAUGGGCCUUUGCCAGCUGACCGUUCGUUCUGGUUACAGAGAAAAGGUUUCUCUGGGAAUAUGGGUAUGGCUGCUAGUGCCCUUCUACGCACACAGGGGAAUUGGAUUGAAGUGACUCCCUCAUUCGCAGCUCUUCCUUCUCAAGUCCCCGAAUCGGAUGAGCGAGCGUGGCAAAGGGAUAUCAAAAAAUUUAUCAAGAAGGCAGCAUCCCAUAAGCACUUAUCUAAGCAAACAGCCCGCGAAACAUGUGUUAUUCGAAUCCCUGCCUCGGCGGAAGAUGGCUAUUUGCGUAUUGUCAUGUGCACCGGUGAAGGGUCAAAGAAGACGCUUUGUCCCUCGCCCGUUUUUCGCGUAGCUAGUACGUCGUCAGAUGUAAGCGUAUUGCGUGGUGCAAGCUUGACAACUAUGCCUAUCGAACUCGGAUUGAAAGUAGCGUCAGUAAUAGGCCAAAGUGCCGUGGAAAGGUUCAUCGGACCUGCGAGGGAGGUUAUAGAGGCCCAAAUUGAAAAAUAUGGCCCGGGGUUAAUAGCCCAAGAGGCUGCGCUUAUGGCAUACGAAAAUUCUAAACUGAAUGAACGGCUUACCGCUGCAGAAGAGGCCACUGAUGCAGAAAGGGAUAGCGCAUACGAGUCUUUGCAAACGGAGGGGGUACUGGAGGCGCCUCCUCGGAUUGUCGGUGCCGAUAGUGGACCAGAGAAGCCGUAUCCAAUCCGGUUCAUUAGCAAGGUGGUCCAAGGAACUGGCAGAGGCCGAGCCGAAACGGGGAUACCGACAGCGAACCUAGCCGGCAUGCCGGAUGACUUACUACUACGUCCCAAUGGUGUUUAUAUAGGUUGGGCUGCUGUUCAACCAUUUCAGGGCAGCGAAGACAUUUCGUAUAACUGGCAUGAAGCCGUCAUUACUAUUGGGCCUUCGCCAUACGCACCGCCUCGAGUGGUUCCUAAGAAAAUAGCCGCAGUUCAUAUUGUCCACGACUUUGGCGAAGCUAGGUUUUUGAACGCUAAUAUUGAGGUCAUAGUUAUGGCAUACCUGAGACCCAUGCCAAAUCCCGAUAGCUCCCAGUCGCCUGCACAAAGGACUGCUGCUGCUACGCGAGAUAUAAGCACGACAGUGGCAAGUCUGAGUCGCGAGAAUUGGCAGUGCGAUAUGACUCUUCGUAGAGUUGAGUCCGAUAUGAGCACUAGGACUAUUGAAGAUAAAUAUAUUGAUAUAAUAUCACAAGCGCAGAAGCGGGUUGAUAGUGUUCCACUGCACCUAGCUGGGGUCCGCACUGCUAGAAGCGAACUCAAAGAUCAGGCCCUCGGUAGGGGUGGCUUAUACAUACGGCGAUGA